Molecule: messenger RNA, 1321 nt
Organism: Gordionus sp. m RMFG-2023
Lineage: Eukaryota; Metazoa; Nematomorpha; Gordioida; Chordodea; Parachordodidae
Product: conserved oligomeric Golgi complex subunit 8-like
Exons: 9
Coding region: 26-1321 (431 amino acids)
Biological process (GO): intra-Golgi vesicle-mediated transport
Cellular component (GO): COG complex
Source: RefSeq, a predicted model, not a curated record
UACAUUCACAUACGUUAAUAAAAAAAUGGAUAAUGUUAACUUAACUUUAUCUUCUAUUUUAAACGAUAAAUCGGGAUUAACCUUAAAUGAUGCAUUUAUUAAAGUCGAAGAAGAUAAACAUACAGUUGAAGAAAAAUUACACAAUUUAAUAUACACAAACUAUAAAGUAUUUUUGACCAGUUCCCAAAGUUCUAAAGAUAUUAACGAAGAAUUUGUAAUAAUUAAAGAAUUGUCACAUAAUUUAUCGGUAUCACUGCCUAAUUACAAAGAAAUAUGUAAUCAAUUUAUAAAUGUAGCUAAAGAAAUUAACACAAGACAUAAAAAGGCUAAAUUAGCUUUGAUAAAAUAUCCAAAGCUUAUAGACUUUUUAGAAAUACCGCAAUUGAUGGACACAUGUUUUAAAAAUGGCUUAUAUGAAGAAACUCUUCAUUUGCAUGAAUUUGUCAAGAAAAUGAUGCAAAACCUUCCUCAUAUUCAAAUAUUAAAUCUCGUGUACAAUGACUCCCUAUGCACUUACCAGUCACUUAUACGCGGCCUCUCCGCGAAUCUAACUAGUGAUUCGCCUACCUUGGCUCAAGCGAUCGAGCGCGUGGGUCUUUUACGAGCUGCGGGAGUGUUCAGUGAGAAGGCGAUUAGGUUAUUAUUUUUGAGCCGAGCUAGCCGGGCACUGCGGAACGAUUUGAAAAAAUUAACCAGAGAUCAUUCGGAACCCCUUAAUUACCUUUUCGCUAAUCGGGUAUGCGAAACCUUGAGGAUUCACUUGUUCGAAACGAUAACUCAAUAUUCGGCCCUGUUUUCUCUCGAAGAGGAUUCGAAUAGUCGUUCGUUCACUCCUACUUCCUUUUCUCAAAGCGAUGAUACUAGGGCGAUGUCCAGAAAAGAAACUUACAAUCGCAUCUCCAAUUCAUGGCUAGCAUUCGAACUCCAAAACGCAUUAACAUUAAUCGACUACCAAACCGGGUUACUAUUCGAUAAAAACCGCAAUUUGAUAUCCGAAUCCGAACUCGGAUUAGCUUUUAGAAGUCUGGCGGAUCAAUUUGAUUACUUUUCUAUGACCAUGUCUAAGUUAAACGCGGAUUGUGGACAUUUACUCAUGCAGAAAUUGUGUGAAUACGCUACGUCAUACGUUUCUCGUAUGUUUGACGAUGUUUUAAGAAAAUUCGUUUCAAAUUUGCAACAAAAAUCCCAUUACUUUUGCAAGUUAGUGCCAAAAGAAAUCUCCGCCAGAAAGACUACCCUGAUGCCCGUACUCGAGAAGUCAGGUCAAAACUUAGUACAUCACCGAAGUUGCAUGAUUCAAAUAUCGCCGAACCCAUCGUAA